Molecule: messenger RNA, 2403 nt
Organism: Psilocybe cubensis
Lineage: Eukaryota; Fungi; Basidiomycota; Agaricomycetes; Agaricales; Agrocybaceae
Exons: 2
Coding region: 1-2403 (800 amino acids)
Source: RefSeq, a predicted model, not a curated record
AUGUCUAGCGCGUCUCCCAAUCGUCUUCGCACCAAAACUUCCGACCUCACGGAUUUUUUUCGUGGUGCUGGCAACUCUGUGGCCCAGCCUCGCAGCUCUCAGAGUCAAAAGGAUCUGUCUUCAACGCAUUUGGAGGUCCCCUCUGGAGAUGAGGCGUCAAAGAAGAAAACUACACGCAUUCCAUUAUUUGGACGGUCGCGCAAAAAAUCGACACAAUCCACGGCUUCGAGCCCAUUUGCGUCGACCAGCGGCGUACGGGAAUCUACCGACACGGGGGUGCAUCUUGGCAGAGCGUCAAGCUCAAGCGCAUUGGACAGACACCCUUCCGAGGCUCCUGCACACAGCACAACGAUUCCACCCCCACUUCCUGUACCUAGUAAGCCGCUCAGCAGGGUACCUACGUCUCUCAGUUCCAAAUUCGCCGCCACCUUUUCUCAUUCUCGAUCAUCGAAGGCGGCGGGGGUCUCUUCUCAAACGGAGCUUCGGUCGAAGCCUCCUGUAAGCUAUCCCUCGGGGCGUGUGCAACCAGAGAACAACGUCAGGUCCGUGUCACAGGGUGAAUCAGGUUCAGGUUCUUCAGUAGACAAGAAGGUUCCCACAUCCGCAACCCGACCCGCACGGCCCACAAUAACUGUUUCGCUUUCCGAAGAUGACGACGAAGAGUUUAAGGAUCUGUUUACUCGCUCUACUGAGGAACUAGAGGAGUAUUAUAAAGCCCUCGAGCUCGCUAAGCAGCAGCAGAGGCAAUCCGAAGACUCUCAUAAGAUGUCGGCACGUUCAAGCUCAUCUUUAGGCUCGCCAGUCGAGAUGUCAUCAUCCCCAUCGAUUUACAAGCGUGGAUAUACUCCUGCAUCUGCCAUCGCUGCAGCAGUACGUCAUCAGCAUGUUCCCAGCGUUGAAAGCGAUCGUCCGUCCAGUACGUCUUCGAAGAACUCAAGAAAGAACUCUGACUCGGACAAAAGCCUCGACAAAGUUGAUAGAACUUCAACUCCGCGCCCUCCUGAGUCUCAAGAAUCUCCUCGGCUUACUAGCGCUGAUAAGGACAGAAUCCUACCUCCCUCUCUGAGUCGCAGAUCCACUAUGGCUGUAGGAUCUAUUGCCUACCACUCAGACGGUUCAGUUCGAUCGCGGAUGAAAUUAGGCGCAACCCAAAGCCGAAGUAAGCCACCAACAAUACCCCUUCCUCUUCUUCCCCCUUCAAGUCCCCCACCAUCGAGCCCGCUUCCCCCUAGCCCGACAAUUCCGCCCAAUAUUCCUGAGAGUGCCACAGUUCAAUCUGAGUCCGGCACUUCGCGUAAAGUUUAUGUCCGCCCCAGAGCUCACACAAUUAGCUCCUCUACUACUUCCAUCCCUCCAUCUCCGCUCUCUCAAUCUACUACGACUAAAGCUGACGAUAACAUACCCCCCUCGACUGUAACCAUCUCGCCCCCCCCUGCUGAAGAGGAAACGCUCGACAUUGACACCGCUUCUGCGGAACAACUGCGACAAGCUCUCCGCACUCGAAACGAGCAGUAUGCCGAAGUUACAGCUCUCGUAGUAAAGCUUACUGAGCAACAUCAUGCGGAGAUUGCUGUUCUAGAAAAAAAGAUUGCUACUCUGGAGAAGGAAGCUCGUAAACGGGACACUCAAAUCAAGGGAUUCACCUGGAUGCUGAAUGACGCGGAGUCGCAACAACAGCCAAAGCCUCUGCCACCUGGAAUCUUAAAUCAGUCCCGGUUUGCACCAAGCGCUGCUAAUGUGGUCAGCAGCGAUUCCGAAUAUGAGAUCCACAGGAUUCAUCCUAAUACACACCGUCGACUAGUCUAUCAGAGCGACUCUGGAGCCGACUCGCAUGCGACCUCCGGGGCCGAAGGAGGUUCCGCUACAGAAUCCAUUUCUUCCGCCUUCCGCGUCCGCAAGUUGCGUCGCCCCUACCCAGUCGGCGACGGCACUCAGGCGGCAAGUAUUACUCGCUCUGGGACACUACGCUCACCCAAGCUUCCCCCUGCUGCCAACAGCGAAAAAGCUCUUCCAGAGAUGCCAUACAUGCCCACCUCUAUGGCCAUGGCUACUAAACGAUCUUCUGUCAGUUCGACGACUGUCUCUCCUUCGUCGUCAACUUCCUCUCUCUUGCCUCCUAGUCCAAGCAUCACUGUGUCCUCUCUCUCUGCUAUUCCUGAAGGCUCAAAGCCUCUGGGAAUACUCCACACUACUACAAGGUAUGACAGCUCUUCCGAACAACAAGACGAACGUCGAGCUGCCCGGGCAUCACAUCGGACAUCACUGUCAUCCUUGACUUCUUCCUCCACCGCGGCAAGCAGUUCUUACUCGGCUAACAUAAAGCGUAGUCGCCCCCCUUCAAUUGCUCAGGUCUUGGAAAAAUCGCCAUCGAACAUGAGCGAGGUAUUGUAUCUGAAAAAAUGA